Messenger RNA from Chelonia mydas (Green sea turtle), 2703 nucleotides. Its product is annotated as zinc finger protein 850-like. Gene Ontology annotation, molecular function: RNA polymerase II cis-regulatory region sequence-specific DNA binding; DNA-binding transcription activator activity, RNA polymerase II-specific. Gene Ontology annotation, biological process: regulation of transcription by RNA polymerase II. Bases 203 to 2455 code for a protein of 750 amino acids. The transcript is spliced from 3 exons. Lineage: Eukaryota; Metazoa; Chordata; Testudines; Cheloniidae. The record is from RefSeq and is a predicted model, not a curated record. Gene Ontology annotation, cellular component: nucleus.
CUUCCACUGUGAGCCGAGAGCCCGGGCUGAGCCGCUGCUGCUCCCCAGCGGGGUCUGUGCGGGGCAGACCUGCAUUAACACCCCCCCCCCCCCGCCGUGUGCCCAGCCGGGGGGACUUUCUCCGGUGGCUGGAACCAGCCCCUGGGGCAGCCCCGGGCUCUGCCGACACCAGCCCCUGAGCCGGAGCCUGCAGAUCUCUCCGAUGGAGCCAGCGGAGGAGCCGGGCCCCUUGGAUGCAGAGGAAGGGGAGAUCGUGAGAGGCACCUGCACAGAGGAUGGGAUGGUGAAGAUAAAGGAGGAGAAUUGUCUGGAGGAAGCAAAAUCACAUUUGAGUUUAUUGGGAAUGUUGGCAGGGAAAGUUUCCUCGAGUCCUGAGCAGGUGGCGGCAUGUGACUCUCAACACAUAUCAGACAGUCAGGAAAAAAUUCCUGGAGAGACAUCACAGGGUAAAGCCACUUCCACUGGCAGAGCUCUCAGGAAAACUAAAAAUAACAAAGCCCAUCAGAGAAUUAACACUGCAGAGAAACCUUAUAACUGCCCUGAGUGUGGCCAAAGCUUCAAUGUGAGCUCAGACCUUGCUGUGCAUCAGACAAUCCACACUGACGAGAGACCCAAUAAAUGCAUGGAGUGCGGGGAAAUCUUCAAUCGGAAAUCAAUCCUUGUUACUCACCAGAGAAUCCACACUGGAGAGAAGCCUUAUAAGUGCCAUGACUGUGGGAAAAGCUUCCGUCAGAACUCAACACUUAGGACACAUGAGAAAAUCCACAGGGCAGAGAAACCCUAUGAGUGCCUACAAUGUGGGAAAAGCUUCCAAGUGCGCUCCUACCUUCUUAUGCACGAGAGGACCCACACUAUAGAUAAACCCUUUAAAUGCUCCGACUGUGGGAAAAGCUUCUGUGCAAGCUCUGACCUUACGAAACAUCAGAGAACCCACACAGGAGAGAGACCCUAUAAAUGCCCCGACUGUGGGAAAAGCUUCAGUGACUGCUCAGCCUUUAUAAAACACAAGAAAAUCCAUGUGGCAGAGAAGCCCUAUAACUGUAUUGACUGUGGGAAAAGCUUCCGUGUGAUUUCAGCCCUUACUGUACAUCAGGCAAUCCACUCGGGAGAGAGACCCUACAAGUGCCCUGACUGUGGGAAAAGCUUCAUCCUGCGCUCAUGCCUUAUUAGACAUCAGAGAAUCCACAGUGGUGCUAAACCUUAUACAUGCCCCGACUGUGGGAAAAGCUUUCGUCUGAGCUCAACCCUUUGUACUCAUCGGAAAAUCCAUACAUCAGAGAAACCCUAUGAGUGCCUCAAAUGUGGGAAAAGAUUCCGAGUGAGCUCCUACCUUCUUACGCAUGAGAGGAUUCAUACUGUAGAUAAACCUUAUAAAUGCCCCGACUGUGGGAAAAGCUUCAAUGUGAGGUCCUACCUUAUCAAACAUCAAAGAAUCCACAUGGGAGAGAGACCCUUUAAAUGCCUUGAGUGCGGGAAAAGCUUCAAUCGCAGAUCAACUCUUAUCACCCAUCAGAGAAUCCACACUGGAGAGAAGCCCUAUAAAUGUCCUGAUUGUGGGAAAAGCUUCAGUGUGAACUCAGACCUCAUUGUACAUCAGAGACUCCACACGGGAGAAAGACCCUAUAAAUGCCUUGACUGUGGGAAAACUUUCCGUCUGAGCUCACACCUUACUAGACAUCGGAGAAGCCACACUGGUGAGAGACCCUAUAAAUGCCUGGUCUGUGGGGAAAACUUCAGUGACUGCUCAGGACUCAUUAAACACAGGAGAAACCACACAGGAGAAGAACCUUAUAAAUGCCCUGAGUGUGGGAAAAACUUUAGUGUGAAUUCAGCCCUUAUUGUACAUCAAAGAACCCACACAGGAGAGAGACCCUAUAAAUGCCUUGUCUGUGGGAAAAGCUUCAGUGACUGCUCAGGACUCAUUAAACACAGGAGAAUCCACACAGAAGAGAAACCUUAUAAAUGCCCCGAAUGUGGGAAAAGCUUCAGUGACAGUUCAAGCCUUAUUAAACAUAAGACAAUCCACACAGGAGAGAGAAUCUAUAAAUGCCCUGAAUGUGGGAAAAGCUUUAGUCACAGCUCAGCCCUUUUGAAACACCAAAGAAUCCACACAGGAGAGAGACCCUUUAAAUGCCUGGACUGUGGGAAAAGGUUCACGGACAGCUCAGCCCUCCGGAGACACCGGCGAAUCCACUCAGAAGACAGGCCCUAUAAAUGCCCCGACUGUGGGGAACGAUUCAGUGUGACCUCAGGCCUUAUUAGACACCAGAAAAUCCACACUGAGGAGAGACCUUUUAAAUGUAGUGAGUGUGGGAAAAGCUUCCAGUCAAACUCACUUCUUAAAACACAUCAGAGGAUCCAUACGGGAGAAAAACCAUAUAAAUGCCCCAAGUGUGGGAAAAGCUUCCGUCAGAGCUCCCACCUUAUAAGGCAUCAGAAUAUACACAUGGAAUAGGUGUUCACAAUGUUUUUCGUUGUUGCUUUUGUUAUGGUGUUUCUCACAGUUCUGCUACACUCCGUCAAAUGGGGAUGAUGGGAUCUAUGCUUGACUGGAUGUUACAGGGUACGGAUGGAUUUAAAGGGUCUGUGCCAUGCCCUGGACACAAAGGCAGGCCCCCUGGCCUCAACACCUCCAAGACUGAGCCUUUGGACUCCAGCACUCCUGUUCCUCACUCUGAGCUCUGCCCAGUGAAUCCAUCUAAG